AUGGGGUUUCCUACCACUAUCUACCUACCCCGAUGGGACGGAGCCGCCCGAACCAGAGAACUUGGCCGAAAUCCAACGGAGAUCGCAGGCUCCACGACCCUCGCGUUGAUCAAGGAUAUCCUACCUCUUCUUGAAGGCAAACCAACCGCUUCUUCUUUUCCUUCUGGAGGACACCGCUUCACGAACCUGGCUCCGUUGACCGACGGGACUCUCCCCAACGCGAAGCCGGAUUUCUACUACGGUGCACGAUCCAACCAGCUCGAGCCGGCUGUUCGACAGGCGCUGAAUGACCAGAUCAUCCCAUCCACCCAAGACCACGGCUGUUGCCCAGUGGCACCGAACUUUUUCGUCGCGGUCCAAGGUCAUUGUGGGGCUGCGCCUGGAGCCAUGCGGCAGGCUUGUCAUGAGGGUGCUCUGGGCGCGCGAGCGUUACAUUCCCUCCAGCUCUUUGGGCAUGGGAAGGGGAAUCCAGGUGACUGCAGACCGACAUAUGACAACAAAGCCUACACUACGAUGUGUACGUAUCAUAGUGGGUGUCUGGGCAUUUACGCAACCCAUCCUACAAGGUCUAGGAGCCACUCCAACCACCAAGACUCUUCUACUCCUACUACGACUGAUUAUGUGAUGACCCAGGUCGGGCAAUGGGCGUUACUCGGCGAUCCCGAGACCUACCAGCGGGGCGUGACUGCCUAUCACAAUGCGCGGGACAUGACCCAGGAAUUUCGAGACCGGUUGAUCCAGCAAGCGAAUGCUCGAUAUACAGCUGGUCAAGACCACCAGUUCCCCGGAUCUCCACUCGAACCACGACGGAGGCGGCGGAUGAGCCAAGCACCCGGCCGAGGGUUUUGUGGUAGACCCAGCCGGGCGUCUCGGCUUUGUGAGAGAGAGUGAUGGGUGAGAGUGCCUACUCAGUAAGCUCCAACUUACCUACUACUUCUACUGUACAUAUGUUAGUAGGAAGUAACGUAACUUCCGUAGUAUCUGAGAUGUUCAGCAACACAACACAAUUG
This is a messenger RNA of Aspergillus aculeatinus CBS 121060, 1010 nucleotides long. RefSeq lists its product as uncharacterized. Lineage: Eukaryota; Fungi; Ascomycota; Eurotiomycetes; Eurotiales; Aspergillaceae. Bases 1 to 891 code for a protein of 296 amino acids. The record is from RefSeq and is a predicted model, not a curated record. The transcript has 2 exons.